AAGGUGGCGCUUUUACCACCUUACUGCGCAAGUGCGGUAUCGCAGCAGGGAGGCUCACUUCCGGGUUGGGUGGCGUGCACAUUUUCUCGUCAAACAUUUCGGAAAUAUCCAAGAUCGGACGUCCCUGUUCAAACUACAUUUAACUCAGAAUGCCGAAGAACCGGUUCACCCACUACGCCGUGGCACGGGGAAGGAAACCUGGGAUCUACACGGACUGGUCUCAGACCAAAGAACAAAUAGAAGGAUUCAGCAGCGCCCGCUACAAGGGCUUCCACUCGGAGGCAGAGGCGCGGGCAUGGAUCGACGAAAAUUCAAACAGCAUCCUUCAGAAGAACAGAAACGACGCUGGCGUUGUCAAGGCAACAGCCAAUGAGAAGGUUGACGCUCAGUCAGGAGCCAAUCAGAGUUUACCAAUGGCAGGAAAGGGGCAGUCACGUGACUAUGGCAAACGUCCGUCAAAAAAUGAAACGUCUGAAUCAGAAAAAUCAACCGGAAAACACGUCAUCAGUAAAGUGAAGACCGGAAAUACUGACGAUCUUACAGAGGCACUGUCUGAUCUACAGAUCACAAAGCCUCUGACGUUCAAAGAAGCUUUGCCAAACUUCAGGCCAGGAAUCUAUAAAGGUGACGUCAUCAAGCGUCUUUGGUCUAACCUUCUCCAGUCGUGGUUCGAGCGCGGAGCACAAGUCUUCAUCGUCUCACCAUGGAUCGACAAAAAAACGAUCGGUUACAUCAAGAAUCGCCUGAUGACCGGUCAGUCGUCCAUCCAGGCCCUCUACAUCCGGGACCCUUGCUUCACAGACACAAACGGGAAGGCAACCUCUUUGGCGGAAGCAAUGCAGGGGGUCUUUUCCGAAAGCGAGGCUGACCGGAUACGCUGUCUGAGGGUCGGCACAGACAGAGAGGCUGACGGGAAGGCCUACUUCCACUGCAAGUUUGUCGCGGGAAGGUUUGAAAAUCACGUUGAGAUACUCAUCACAAGUGCCAACUUCAACGAUCAUCACUUCAAUCCCCUUCAGAGGGAUUCGGUGAUACUGCUCAGUGAAAACUGUAGAGAAUUCGAGACGAGGUAUCUGAGUGAGUUAGACCAUGUAACCAAAGAGGUGUCACUAGCUACUGUGCUGGCGACUUGAAGCUUAAGUAUAGUUUGACCUUGAGAAAAAGCAAUGUACAUGUACAUUGCAAAGUGCAGUAUAUUGCAUACAUCAAUAUACCGUGUUAGGAGGAAUGGCGUACAGCUAACGUCAUCUUAAAGUUGGAAAGUUUCAUUCCUUUAUCUUUUGUCUAGCGGUACUCAGUAUCUUGCUAGAACGCCAUCUUCUUAUCAAAACAAGUGAUUUUAUGUCGCAUACCUUUAACCUUGAUAUGGUGUAACAUUUUACUUCUCUUUUAUUCUAAUCCAACUUUACCACAUGUGUAAAGAUUUUAGAUUCAUUCACCCUUACUGUCAUAGCUGCAUUUUUGUUUUAAGUAUGGGCGUUUUUGCAACAUGUCAUGUUGAAGUUUUACUGUAAGGUUAUAACGUAAUCUUUACGUAUGGACGAUUGUGCAACAUGUUAAAGUUUUAAUGUUUACGUAAUCUUUACGUAUGGACGAUUGUGCAACAUGUUGAAGUUUCAAUGUUUACGUAAUCUUUACGUAUGGGCAUUUGUGCAACAUGUCAAAGCUAGUCUUGACGGUUUGUUUUGUGAGCUAAAUUGAUUAGAAUGUUUCUGAUCAAAAACUUCUCUUCUGUUUGGUAGUAUGCAUAUGGUUAUCAUUAAAUCGAUUAUAUUGUUGGGAGUAGGAUGUCAUAAAAAAUACAUACAUUCCUCUGAA
Messenger RNA from Branchiostoma floridae (Florida lancelet), 1818 nucleotides. RefSeq lists its product as uncharacterized. Lineage: Eukaryota; Metazoa; Chordata; Leptocardii; Amphioxiformes; Branchiostomatidae. The transcript has 6 exons. The record is from RefSeq and is a predicted model, not a curated record. The coding region runs from base 150 to 1133 and encodes 327 amino acids.